UUUAUACUGAGUCCUGUGUUUGGAUAAUCAAACGCCCACUUUCAAUGAUGUUCUCAUAACCCGUCAAAUACAUCGGCUUAGCACACAAUCUGGAUAAUCCACAUACAACACGACGUUAAAAUGUCUCAGGUUCACGAUUACAAGGACGAAUACGUGUGGAUCGAUCCGGAAAAGCCAGGAGAAUUUUGUGUGUCGAUAGGGGCCAAAAUAAUAACAUCGGAUGCUGGCGAAAUUUUGUUGCAAGACGAUGAUGGACGGGAGAAAUGGAUAGAAGAAGGCGCGCUGCUCCUUCGUCACAUGCAUGUUACAUCGGUCGAAGGAGUGGAGGAUAUGAUUGGUCUUGGGGACUUGAACGAAUCCAGUAUCGUCAGAAAUCUGUUUACUCGAUACAUGAAACAUCAAAUUUAUACCUACACAGGAUCAAUCCUUGUGUCAGUGAACCCCUACCAAGUUCUCCCCAUCUACACAGAGGAUCAGGUGCAUUUGUACCAGGAGAAAAAGAUAGGAGAGUUACCUCCCCAUGUGUUUGCUAUAGCAGCCAAUGCAUACAGUAGCCUGAAAAGAUAUCAGAAAGAUCAGUGCAUCAUUAUUAGCGGAGAAUCUGGCUCUGGCAAGACAGAAUGUACCAAACUAAUUUUAGAAUAUUUGGCCUCUGUUUCUGGACAAAAUUCUGGCAUAGAAAAACAGAUUUUACAAGCUAACCCUAUCAUUGAAGCUUUUGGUAAUGCCAAGACAAUCAGGAAUGACAACUCAAGUCGUUUUGGUAAAUACAUCGACAUCCAUUUCAACGAGAAAGGUGUGAUUGAAGGGGCCAGGAUAGAGCAGUACCUGCUUGAGAAGUCUCGUAUUGUCAGCCAAAGAAAUGGAGAAAGAAACUAUCACAUAUUUUACUGUAUGCUGGCAGGGAUGACUCUGGAAGAAAAAUCUAUUUUUGAGCUCAGGGAAGCUGAAUACUAUGAUUAUCUUGUACAGGGUAAAAGUAUUGAAUGUGAUGGAAGAACUGACAACAAAGACUUCUCUGGCAUUUUGUCAGCAAUGAAGGUUCUCAUGUUUGAAGAAGAUGACAUCAUGAAUAUCCUUAAGGUUCUCUCAUCUCUACUACAGUUAGGGAACAUUAAAUUUAUAGAAACUGAAUUGGAUAAUAUUGCUGCUUCAGAAAUAGAAGAUAUAAUUUUCAUCAACAAAGCAUCAAAAUUGAUGGAGGUUGAUGCUCAAGCAUUAAUUGAUGCCCUGACCACUAAAACAAUUUCUGCCAAAGACGACAUGGUCACAUACACAAUGAGCAAGUCUCAAGCUGUUGAUGUGAGGGAUGCAUUCGUCAAAGGGAUUUAUGGUCGUAUGUUCAUCUGGAUUGUGGAGAAAAUUAACAACACCAUAUUUAAACCCCAGGAACACUGGAACAGAAAAUCUAUCAGAGUCCUGGAUAUCUUCAGUUUUGAAAACUUUGAUCAAAACAGUUUUGAACAGUUCUGUAUCAACUAUGCAGUUGAAAGCCUUCAACAGUUUUUUGUGAAACAUAUCUUCAAAUUUGAGCAAACAGAGUACAACACUGAGGGCAUCAACUGGAAACACAUUGAGUUUGUUGACAAUCAGGAUGUGCUGGAUCUGAUAGCAGAUAAGCCCAUGAACAUCUUAGCAUUGCUGGAUGAAGAGAGUAAAUUUCCAAAGGGUACAGAUGAAAGCAUGUUAAACAAGCUACACAGAUAUCACGCUAACCAUCCCAAGUACCAGAAACCCAAGUCAACUGCCAGUCAAACAUUUAGCAUUCAGCACUUUGCAGGGCUAGUGGUUUAUGAUUCUAAAGGUUUUCUGGAUAAAAAUAGGGACACAUUCAGCUCAGAUCUGGUUCAGUUGAUUCAGGCGUCUAAAAAUAACUUUAUCAAAUCUCUGUUUAACUCCAUCUUUUCAAUGGACAAUGAGAGAAAGAAAACCCAGACACUGGCUUCACAAUUCAAAAAGUCCCUGGAACUUCUUAUGGCCACACUAAAUGCUUGCCAGCCAUACUUCAUCAGAUGCAUCAAACCCAAUGAGUUUAAAAAACCUUUGGUAUUUGACAGAGAGCUAUGCUGCAAACAGCUCAGGUAUCUCGGCAUGAUGGAAACCAUCCGCAUACGUCAAGGGGGGUACCCCAUCAGGCACAGGUUUGCAGAGUUUGUUGACCGCUACAGGUGUUUGGUCAGUGGUGUUGGACCCUCUGUGAAAGGGAACUGUAAGGCCUCGUGCACUAAGAUAUGCUCCAACUUUUUGAAAAGUUCUGACUUCCAGCUUGGAAAGAGUAAAGUAUUUUUGAAGGGAACUGCUGAUCUGUGCCUAGAGCAUGAAAGGGAAGUAAUUCUGACAAAGAAUAUUUUGAUAUUGCAAAAAUCAGUUCAGUGCUGGUUAUGCAGGAAGAGAUACUUUAAGAUGAAAAAAGGAUUUACCCUUCUGCAAGCAACCUUCAGAUCGAAAAGAUUGAAUAAAAGCUGGAGAACUAUUCAGAAAUGGGUUGUUGAUCUACAGAGUGUAUGUAGAGGCUACAUGGUAAGGCGUAAUUUACAAAACCAACAGAUUUCCAAACCAGUUAGGAUUAAACAGCAGCUUAGCUCCUCAGUGGGGAGUGAUACAAUGCAUGAGACUAAAAACGUUGAGAAGAUUUCUGAUAGGUUGACUAUAAAUCCUUCAGUCAAAGAAAAAGAUUCACUCAAAGAAGAGGAGAAAGAAUCAGUGAAAGAUGAAGAAAAUGAUUCAGUGCAGGAAGCAAAAAAUGGUUCACUGAGUGCACCAGAUGUAAAUGAUACUGAAGACAAACAUCAAGUGACACAGACUCAAGAGGUGCCCUCAGUGACAGCCAUGAAAAAUGUGCACCCUAUGAUAGACACUACAGAUGAAAAUACAUUUUCUAACUUUGCUGCCAAGAACUUUCAAUGGGAGGUCACUCCGAGUCACAGUAUAGAACUCCUGACACAGCCAUUGCUUGCCUUGUCUAGUGAGGCUGAUCAGCUAGCAGCCUUGGCAAUAUGGAUAGUUAUUCUCAGAUUCAUGACCGACCUCCCAGAACCAAAGAACACUCUGACCAGAACAAGCAGCAAUAAUGAGACACCAACAAUGACCAAAAUAGCUUCAAAUCUUUCACAAAAGUUUAGCAAAAAGGAUGUGCAAAAAGCAGUCAGGUUGACUAAAGCUAAGAUAGCAGGGGAGGCAAAUUUACCAGAGACAUCCAAUUUUUUCAAACCAUCCAACAUGGAUGAGUCGCCAGACUCAACAGAUGAGUCAGAUACUGAUACAUCAGAUGAUGAAAAUGAUUCAGCUUUUCGAAAACUCUCCUACGCUGGUUACGACUCAAGAAAACAUUCUGUCAUCACUUUACCCAAAACUUCUGGCAAGAGAUCAGAAAAAGAUUUGGACACAAUAUCAGAUAUUAUUGGUGGUGAUAUUAACACCACACAACACAGUAAUGGGACUGUUACUAGUCUUGAAAUCCACAACCCACUUUUGGAAGACCGGCGGAUGUCCAGCUUUGAAAAAUUGCAAUAUAUUAUUGGUCAUUGCAUACUCAGAUCAGAUUUAAGAGAUGAGAUCUACUGCCAGAUCUGCAAACAGCUGACCAACAAUAACUCCAACAUAUCUGCUGCCAGAGGCUGGAUAUUGCUCAGUCUGUGUGCCUGUUCUUUCCUACCAUCAGAUAAGUUACUUCCCUGUUUGCUCAACUUCCUUCAAACAUCAAAUAUACAGCAGGGAUCCUUCUGUGAGAAGCUGUUGAGGAGAACAUUAGUUAAUGGUGUCAGGACUAGCCCACCUGGGUGGACUGAGAUCAAGGCUGUGUCGGCCAGAAAACCUAUUUCACUAGAGGUGAUAUUAAUGGAUGCGAACCCAUGCGCAGUUGAAAUAGAUUCUGCCACGACAGCUACAGAGCUGUGUCUGCAACUCUCUGAUCACAUCGGACUCAAAGACAAGUUUGGCUUCUCACUUUUCAUCGCCCUUUUGAACAGAAUAUCAAAAAUCGAUUCUGAUGAUGAUCAUGUGAUGGAUGUUGUAGCCCAGUCUGAGCAGUAUGCUGCACAGUUGGGAUGUGAGGAGAAGGAUGCACCAUGGAGGUUGUACUUCAGAAAGGAAAUUUUCACACCUUGGCAUAAUCCGUCUGCUGACCCUAUAGCCACUGACCUCAUAUACCAUCAGAUUAUUAUAGGUAUAAAGUCAGGAGAAUACAGUCUAGAAAAGGAUCAGGACCUGGCUAUGUUUGCAGCCCAGCAUUACUUCAUACAGCAUGGGGUUAAAGUUGUCAUUAAAAAACUGGAAGAGCUGGUACCACUAAUCAUUCCAGACUCCAUGUUGGAUGAAGAAGGUUCUGUGAAAGUCUGGAUCAACACCAUUGUAAAUAAGCUCAGGGACCAGUACUUUCAGAACCCUAAAGUUGAAUCUCUCAAGAUAAAAGAGGACAUUGUUAGCUAUGCCAUGUUUAAAUGGCCACUGUUGUUUUCAAGAUUUUAUCAAGUUUACACAAUAUCUGGCCCCAACAUGCCUGAUGAGGAAGUCAUUAUAGCUGUAAACUGGACAGGGGUCUAUGUUGUUAAUGAGGCAGAGGAUGUUCUGUUAGAGUUGUCUUACCCUGAAAUUAUCAGUAUCACAAGUGUAAGAACUAAAGUUCAAAAACAAGAGCAAGGAAGACAACCUGGACAGAGUAUAUCAAUAUUAACAAUCAAUGAUGAGGAGUACAUUGUUUACCUCCCUUAUGCUGAUGAUCUCAAGAAACUUGUUCAGUUGUUUUUAAAAGGCUUGAAGGAGAGGUCCAAAUAUGCAGUGGCCAUUCGAGACUCUAAAAACACUGAUCCCACAAAGCUGUUUUUAAAAAAAGGAGAUUUUGUCCUGCUGGACAGACCAACAGGGGAGUCUCCACUUCCUAGCUCUGCUUUAUGUAGUGGUCACAAUGUCAACACUGGGAAAAAGGGGAGCUUCACACUUGAUAGUAUCAGCAUAGUCCCAGCUCUAACCAAACCUCCUGUUGAAAUUAUGAAUAUGGUCACAAAAUGGGCAAAGCUUUACAAGGAGAAAGAAAUUACAAGAGAAGUUUUUGCUGACUUUCACACACUAGAAGAGUUUGCCACCGGGAAUUUUAGACCAUCCUCCAAGCGGAAUGUAGCACAUGGACAAGAGAAAUGGAGGCAUUCCAAGAAACCUUUGAAACAUCCACUCUUGAAGAGAUUAGUUGGGCAAGAACAGUUGUCUCUACAGGCUUGCAAGAGUUAUGUUGAUAUCCUUGUUCACAUACCUAGUUGGGUGUCGUCUAUUGAUGUCAUAUGUGUAUCUGUUGGACCUUUCCUACAACAAAAGUUUAUUAUGAAAUAUAUGGGAGACUACCCAAGUAAAAAGGCCAGAACUGCCAGUGUCUUUUUUACAGAUCAAAUUUUUACAGGACCAGUGAAUGAUGAGCUGUUGAGAGAUGAGUUCUACUGCCAGAUGAUGAAGCAACUCACUGACAAUAAAAAUAGUGUCAGUGAGGAGAGAGGUUGGGAACUGAUGUGGAUGGCCACAGGUUGCAUCUCACCCAGCCCAGACCUGCUGAAGGAAUUGAUCACAUUCUUGAUGACCAGGUGCCACAUCAGUCUUGCUGCUGAGUGUCUGGGCAGGCUCCAGCUGUGUCUGAGCAAGGGUGUUCGCAAGAGCCCCCCUCACAUUCUUGAGGUAAAUGCCAUUCAACAGAAGACACUGAAGAUCUCACAAAGGGUGAAUUUCCCAAACAACAGAAAUGAGAUAUAUGACAUACAUUCAAGCUCAACAGCUGGUGACCUUUGCCAGGAAAUCUGCAAAAAGUUAAACAUAAAGUCAUUUGAAGGUUUCAGUGUAUUUCUACAAGCUAAUGAUAAAAUGUUGAGCAUACCAGAGGAAGAAUUUUUUUUUGAUUGGCUGCACAUGAGCUCAUUAGAAUCAGCCUCCAAAGGGAAAAAACAACCAAAAAAAGGAUCAACACCCAGUACAGGGUGUGAGGUAUUUUUCAUGAAGAACAUUUGGAUUGAGAUAGAGCCAGGAGAAGACACACAAGCAGAUUUGUUGUUCCAUUAUUAUCAGACACUGCCAUACUAUUUAAAGAGUUUUUACAAAUGUACAUUGGAAGAAGCUACACAGCUAGGUGCUCUGGUCUACAGAAUACAGUAUGGGGAAGAUGAAGCAAACUUCAACAACAUUUCAAAGAUCUUAAAGCAAUUGAUUCCAAGUGAUUUGAUAGAAGUCCAAAAAGCUAAAGUUUGGAAACAGGAUAUACUAGCAGAAUACCAUAAAAAUGAAGGCAAGAGUGACAGUUUAUGUAAAGUUGAUUUUCUUAAGAUCAUAUCCAAGAAUACAACCUAUGGCUCAGAUUUCUUUGAAGUUAAGCAAACAUCAGACUCAAGUCUCCCAAGUGAUCUUAUUAUAGCAAUCAAUGAAAAUGGAUUUCACCUGUUACACAAUGAGACAAAGAACCUAUUGGCCAGAUACCCAUUCUCUAAGAUCACACACUGGAAGAGUGAUGACACGUUUUUUCAUAUGAGUUUAGGUGGGGAUCUCAGUGAUGAGUUCAAAUGCAAAACAGCAAUGGGUUACAGGGUUGCUGAUCUGCUCAAGUCAUACAUUAAGUUGAUAAGUUAAUUUUAGAAUACACUGCUAUAAAUAUUUAUGUUUUGUCUAUGAAUGAUAUUGUAACUAUUUAUAUCUUUAACUCAAAGUAGGCCUAAACAAAAUUUGUUUGUAUAUUAAUGAUGACUGUGGACAUUUAAACAUUCAAUUAUCAUCACAAUAUUGAAAUAUAUUUAUCGAGUUUUAUUUCUAUAACAAAUUUUUUUCACAGACAUUGUUUCACCUAAUUUAUUAUCAUGAUAACAUUUAAUGUAAAAUAGUUAUUGUUGUCAGUUAUUAUCAGGUAACAAUCAUUUUUCUUGGACCACUAAGAACAUUUUGGUAUGGUGGGGCAGGUGAAAUAGAGUCUAUCUGGAUUUACAGCUACAGAAAAUGACAUAACUGUAUGACCAAAUUUACUUUCUCAGGUAUCCAAUAGGUAUCCAAUAGAUCUAAUUGGAAAAAAAAAUUGAUUUCCAAAUUUGAGUAUUUAGUGACUAUUGACAGUUUACUGGCAAAACAGGAUAGUUUUUGGUGUGCUAUAUUUGCAGUUGAACUCUACUUCAUCUGCCCCCUAUAUCUUGGGCACAAAUGGGAAAUGAUGAUAUUAACAGUAGAUACAGAAUUAUUAAAGUGAACAGAGUGUGAGAAAUGUUUCAAAUAUGGAAGAAUAAUUUUAAAUAAUUAAAAAACGAACUGGCCACUUUGUCCAUAUUUUUGGAACUUGCUAAUUUUUAUACUACUGUGACUUAUAAAUUUGUAUUUUUUUCUGUGAUUUGUCAAUUUGUAUAUUACUAUGACUUGCAACUUUGAUUGUUUUUUCACAUUACAAAUUUAAAAAUACAAACACUGCAGAUGAAAUAGGCCUUACUUCAGUAUCAGGUUUAUAAACAAAAGAUUAUUUAAUUUAUGCAACAUUAGGUCUAUACAAAAGUGUACUAAUAUGUACACUAAGCUGUAUUUAACUUUAUGUAAACGUAAUUAAAAUAUACUGUGUUACAAAUUUGUUACAUUUUUAUGGCAUACGAUACUAAUAAUAAUAAAAAAAAAAUUGUUCUGGCCUGUAAUGACUUUUUAUUGUUUUGUAUGAAGUAUUAUAUAUUCCAAUAAUAUAACUGAGCAUGCU
Physella acuta is the source of this 7690-nucleotide messenger RNA. Its product is annotated as myosin-VIIa. Gene Ontology annotation, molecular function: protein binding; ATP binding; cytoskeletal motor activity. The record is from RefSeq and is a predicted model, not a curated record. Lineage: Eukaryota; Metazoa; Mollusca; Gastropoda; Physidae. Gene Ontology annotation, cellular component: cytoskeleton; myosin complex.